AUGCUGAGACUAAUUGGGUUCGUAUUUAUUCUGUUGGGGUCCACGCGUGCCAUUGAGCUCACUUUUGAGCUGCCUGACAAUGCGAAUCAAUGUUUUUAUGAGGAUAUGAAAAAGGGACAGGACACUGUGUUCGAAUUUCAGGUGGUUACUGGAGGCCACUAUGAUGUUGAUUUGACGCUGGAAGAUCCAAAUGGAAAAGUUUUGUAUAAGGACGUCAAGAAGCAAUAUGAUAGCAUCAAUUUUAAAACAGAGGUCGAUGGAACAUACAAAGCGUGUUUCUCGAAUGAAUUCUCCACAUUUUCGCACAAGAUUGUCUACAUGGAUUGGCAGUACGGCAACGAGCGCGAGCAGCAACUGAACACAGUGACGAAAGGGGUUCACGCAAUGAGCCAAUUGGAGAAUUACGCAGUGGCUAUUGGAGACAAACUUCGCGAGGUUGAUGAUUUCCAAACUCAUCAUCGACUUCGUGAAGCGACGGGCCGCAAGAGAGCCGAACAGCUCAAUGAGCGAGUAAUGCUUUGGUCGCUCGGUCAGACAUCCGUCAUUAUUCUCAUCGGAAUCGCACAGGUGCUUCUACUCAAAUCGUUCUUCUCCGAUAAGAGAACGCGCUACUAA
Caenorhabditis bovis is the source of this 615-nucleotide messenger RNA. The record is from the annotation of a GenBank genome assembly. NCBI's taxonomy places the organism in Eukaryota, Metazoa, Nematoda, Chromadorea, Rhabditida, Rhabditidae.